AACUCUGAGACAGACAAUAUUCUGUUACAUUGUAGCAAAAUGGCGACUGUCAUUCACAACCCCCUGAAAGCGCUCGGGGACCAGUUUUACAAGGAAGCCAUUGAACAUUGCCGGAGUUAUAACUCACGGCUAUGUGCAGAACGCAGCGUGCGGCUCCCCUUCCUGGACUCACAGACUGGGGUGGCCCAGAAUAACUGCUACAUCUGGAUGGAGAAGAGGCAUCGCGGCCCAGGUCUUGCUCCGGGCCAGCUGUAUACAUACCCUGCCCGAUGCUGGCGCAAGAAGAGACGAUUGCAUCCGCCUGAGGAUCCAAAGCUUCGACUGCUGGAAAUCAAACCUGAAGUGGAGCUGCCCCUGAAGAAGGACGGGUUCACCUCGGAAAGCACCACACUGGAAGCCUUGCUGCGUGGUGAGGGAGUGGAGAAGAAAGUGGACACCAGAGAGGAAGAGAGCAUCCAGGAGAUCCAGAGAGUUUUGGAAAAUGAUGAAAAUGUAGAUGAAGGGAAUGAAGAAGAGGAUCUAGAAGAAGAUAUUCCCAAGCGGAAGAAUAGGACCCGAGGACGGGCUCGUGGCUCUGCGGGUGGCAGGAGGAGGCAUGACGCUGCCUCUCAGGAAGACCACGACAAGCCUUACGUCUGUGACAUCUGUGGCAAGCGCUACAAGAACCGGCCAGGACUAAGCUAUCACUAUGCUCACACCCACCUGGCCAGUGAGGAAGGGGAUGAAGCCCAGGAUCAGGAGACGCGAUCCCCACCUAACCACAGAAACGAGAACCACAGACCCCAAAAGGGACCAGAUGGGACAGUCAUUCCCAAUAAUUACUGUGACUUCUGCUUGGGGGGCUCUAACAUGAACAAGAAGAGUGGGCGGCCUGAAGAGCUGGUGUCCUGUGCAGACUGUGGACGCUCUGGUCACCCGACCUGCCUGCAGUUUACCCUGAACAUGACCGAGGCUGUCAAGACCUACAAGUGGCAAUGCAUAGAAUGCAAAUCCUGCAUUCUCUGUGGGACUUCGGAGAAUGAUGACCAGCUACUCUUCUGUGAUGACUGUGACCGUGGCUAUCACAUGUACUGUUUAAACCCCCCAGUGGCUGAGCCCCCAGAAGGAAGCUGGAGCUGCCACUUAUGCUGGGAGCUGCUCAAAGAGAAAGCCUCAGCCUUUGGCUGCCAGGCCUAGAGCCCCAGGUCACGGAAAGUGACUUGCUGCUGGAGAGGCUGAGCCAGAGCCCUAUUCAAACCAGAUGAAGCCCUUCUCUCACAUUUCCAUAGACCAACUAUAAGGAAGAUGAACACUCACAGAAGGGCCUGGACGUGUGGAACCAAGAGGGUGAGGCAUCUACCUUAUCUCUUGCUCCACAGAUGGUACUUCAGCCAGCAUCAACAUGUUUCUACCAGAAGGAUUUUGCACUUUUGAAGAACAACCCUGACCCCAGCCCUGUGGAACCCUCUCACUUUUACCCUAGCACUGCAACUUUCUCACUGGUUUCCAUUUUAAGGGAAGCCAUUUUGUGACCACUCAUGAAUCACUUGUGUGUAAUUUGGUGUUUUUUUUUUAAAUCUAUGUUUGCACAGCAUUUUCACCCCCAGUUUAGGCUCUUCAUCCUAGACUUUCACCAGAGGAACAAAGUGCUGUGGAGAAAUUGUUGUUUAUUUCAAGCUACUGGAUAAUUCUAGACUUGGAUCCUGGAGGCCAUCCUAAGGAAGGAGUCUUGAAACCCCUUGUUCCUUGGUCUUUGGGGGGAAGAAGAGUUCUUAAUGGAAACUCAACAAUGGCUUCCAUGGUUGGGGUGGUUGUGACUGACUGCAUUUUCACUUGAUAGGGGUUGGGGAGGGACUGAGAGAUGGGAAGAAACAUUGGGAAAAUAAUGUUAAGGCUUGCUAUAGCCAUUCAGUAUUUGUUAUUCAUGCGGAGAGACUUGGCAAGGGACUAGGCUAGUUCCUUUCCUUCAGAGCUGAGGUGUACUUGAGGUGAGACAAAUCACAGCCUAAGGAUGGAGAAAAAUGCUCAAGACCCUACCUCUGACUGAGCUGAGUGUAUGGGGCUGGAUCAGCGCCUCCUGGUGGAACUCAGGCACCAGGCAGGUGAGCAAAGACUCCCAAUCACAAGCCCAAAUGAUCCAUACAGGGACCACAGCUUUGAAAAACUCUUCAGUAUUGAUGUGACACUAUGAGUUCUUUUUCUCAAGUAAUUUUCUUUCACAUGGUGUAAGUGUGCUAUUGUCUGCAGAGAACUGACUGGAAAUUUUAGGAUGAAGGAUGGACAAUUGUUACUUAAAUGGAUGGUUAGGGUAAUGUGAUUAUUUGUGAUAAGGUGGCAGUGAUUUUGAACCCUCAGCUUGUAGGCUGUUCUUGUCUCCUAAAUCCCCCCAUAUGAGCUGGACUCUUUUCUUUUUUAAAUGCUUCUAGAAGAAAUAGGCAGGGAGCCUACAUUCUGAGAACUCUUAUUUUGGAGGACAGCUCUGCAGGCUGAAGUGGCUUGGACUGUCUUUGAAUCAGAGCAACAGCACAAUAACUGACACAUUUCUAGAAAAAUCAUUUGCCCAAAGGGCAGGUCAUGGUGAGUGGGACCCUUGCGCAUGCGCAGCUUUCCUUAAAUAAGCUCCAUCUCUGUGGUCCAGCAGUGUACAACAAAGGCCCAGGUUAUUUUUAGUUGUUUGGCUCCCGAAGGAGCCCCUGGAGACUCAGGCUAGUUGGGCCACUUCUGCCUGGUUGCAGUGUUGCUCUGUAACUCAGCAGGAGCCAACCAAUUGCUCUCAGCCAGGGGACCCAGGGCAGCCUGGCACUGAGCCAAGCCAUGUGGCUCUCCCGGACUCCUUUGUAAAAUGACCUGUGGCAAGAGAAUGGAGGUCACACUCCUGCAGGGCCCAUGGCCUCAGAGUGAGUUACACUCAUGUGUAAUGAUUUCUUUUGAAGGCCUCCUGUUUAUAUGGGAUUUUCAUCUUCCUCAUAAGCUAUUUCCCUCUUUUUUCCCUCCCUGUCUUUUUGAGACAAGAGUCUUAUUCUGCAGUUCAGGCUGGCCCUGAACUCACUUUGUAUCCCAGGCUGGUCUCGAGCUUGCAGGGAUCCUCCUACCUCAGCCUGCCAAGUGCUGGGAUUGCAGGCUAUUUUCUUCUUUCUGAUAGUUGGUGACCUGGUCUGGCUUCUGAUGGCCCAGGGUAGGACUGAGAGGGUCCCAUCACAUGGAGGGGGACAUUUUCUUUUUUGAUUAUUCUGUCUCACUUUCCUUCACAAAACCCAAAGCAGGGUUUCCUCAAAGGCUGAUUAUUGACUUGGAGAAUCAUUUUAAAUUGAUUACAGGAAUAUUUCCAAAUGUCACAGUGGCUUAAAAGUUGAAAAGGCAAUUCUAAAAUCAAAAAUUGUGGCUUUACAACUUGACUGGUCUUCUUGUGGAGAAUAUGCAAAUCCAUUCCCCAUGGAAAUGCAGGUUAUGAUAUCCUAUUCUACCAACCAGCCAGAUCUGCCCAGCUCUCCAGAGCUGAUUGUGGACGGAGUCUCUUGGGCCAUGGCGGGGUGCUGGAGCUUGCCUGCCAUUACGCCUGUGCUCUGGGAUCAUAUUAGAAAAGCCCCAGGCGUCUGCUCUCAGUCUCAUUACUCUCUGAAGAAUGGGAAAUAAUGACCUCCUUCUUUAUGGGCCUUGUUGUCACCAUCCGGAAAGUGGAGAUAGCAAGCAGCUUGCAGAAUGGUAUUGCUGGGGUUGUGUGAGCAGGCUAAAGCACCGAGGGUCACAUUUAUCACCGUCUGCACUGGUAAAGGGAGGCUGCUGGUAAGCUUCAGAUUGGUCUGUUUCUUUAAACCUCUGAGAAUGAGAUGCAAUCAUAGGGUGCAUGUGAAGGAGCAGGUUUUCAGUGUUGCCUCUGCCACUGAAUAACUGUGUGACUUUGGAUAAGUCACUUAGUACUCCUGAACCUCACAGGAUCCACCUGUAAAAUGGAGUUGCUAACACUUGCCCUGCCUGUUGGGAGUCUUAAAAAAUAUAUGAGCAACCACUGCAGAGCAGAGCUUAUCUGGGCAGGAUUCCAAUGCUUUCAUGUCUGUCUUCUUGUGUGACAAGCCAAGUUAGAUGCCUUCUUGGGAUCUCCCUGUAGACUCAAGGGGAUUUACAUUUCAAGUGUGUCAGCUGCCUGUAGUCAGGACCACCAGGCCAGCAUUGGGACCAAGGAGACGGGCUUUGCAUGGGAUGUGUCAGGAAGCGGGAUUUACCAUGUGGCUGAGAGCUUUGGGAUGAAGAUACUCCAGAUACUCCCUUCUGCAAGAUUAACCAGCUCAGAAUGCAAAGCUCCUUUCUACAGCGGGCAGAAUUCAUUUCCCUUCAGGUUCCAUGCUCACUUUUACCUUGAUUUAAAGCCUUGCACUGCCUUGUUCUAACCAGCUGAUGUUGGGCAAGUGACUUCCUCUCUCUGAGCCUCCUGACCCACAUGCACCGUGCAGUCAUGUGAUUGCAGGGAUUAAAGUAAUGGUGGCCUGGGCCUAGUGUGAUGUGGGCCAGAGAAGUGAGCCUGCAGGAACUGCUGGAAGAUGAAAUCCUGCUUGCUUCUUGACAUUUUUGAAACACUAAUUCUGGGGCCUGUAGGUAAGGUAGCUCUGUGAGGAAAGAGGGGAAGUGAGGCCUCUGUUAAGAUAUUUAUAUUCCAACCUUCCUUUUCCACAGGCCCUGACUCAUGGCCCCUGAGGCAGGAGCCAGUGGAUCCAAAGGCUCCGCUGUUGUGUUGCUGCCUGGGGCCAGGUAGGAGCUAGGGAAGGUUGCAGAACUGGGCUGCAGCGAAAGCUUCCUGUGGCUCAGGCUCAGACCCCCAAGGGUAGGUAGGAGAGAGGCCAGAUUCUUUCAGAGCUGGGGAAGAUAAUCAGUUUCAAUAGUGGGGAGGGCCUGCAUUUCACAGUGAAGGUCUUGUGACACCCUGGGGAGUUUCACUCCUGGUGUAUUUUUUAUCUUCAUGCUUUGAAUCCAGCAUGAUUCCUUCCAGUCCUCCCCUUAAAAAGCCCAGAUAUUUUAAGGAAGAAAAAUGACAUGGUAGUUACUACUUGUCCUUUGGGGGCAAGUUUAAGAGACCUGAGCUCUUAAGUGUUGCUGAAGAAAGAUUACUGGCUACCUUGGGCUCCAGACUCAGAUAAAAGGGGCUGCAGGUCUCUCUUGGAGUCCACGUGUGCUUGGCUAUUGGCCCAGGCAGGUCCUGAGGACCACCUUGCCCAGUCCCUCCUCCCUGGUUCUAACCUGUUUUGGAAGUGCUGACAUGAGAGUGCUUCCCUUUCCUCUCCCACUUUUCUGGUGUCCAACUUUGUCACUCUUUAGAGAAUCACAGUGUCAUAGCUCCAGGGAAAAGUUGUCUUCCCAAGGCAGGAACCACACUCCCUUUCCCACCAAAGAUCCCCUGAGUCCCACACCUGGCUCUUUUCAGGGGCAGCACAUUGUUAUCAUCUUUAGUACUUCGGUAGGCUGGCAUACCUGGGUAUAGAAGGAGGAAGAGGACCCCAGGAGAAGGGUCAGUCCUAUCCCGUGCCUGAAUGACAUGACUGCCCCAUGCCCCACUGUGGUACACUUUUUGGAAUCUCACUCUUACCCACAAAGGGUGCCUUUGGUUUUUAGAUGUCCAAUUGCAUUAGCAUAGCAGCUGAAGAAUGGGGAGAAUGGUGGGAAAGAAAGAUAUUUUAGUUUGCCUCAGGUUGCAAGUCCCCCAUCCAAUCCUGAAUAUUCUUUGUUCCGAUUUAUCUGUCUUCUGAAGAUGGGCUCUGUAGUCAUCUGAUUCGGAGUCCUGCCCUAUUUCUGAACAUGCCCAGAUUUUCAGCAUGUUUAUGAUUCUCUACCAGAUGCCACAGCUAUCUACCCUGCGUGUAGAAACAGCAGGAUGGAUGGGUUGGUUCAGGGCCUUUGGGGAAAACAGAUGGGGGCCUCUGAGAACUGGGAAUUCUGUUCUAAGAAGGCUGGAGAUCCUCUGGUCUUUAUGAGACAAGUGAGGUACUUCCUCUGCAAGGGAUGAAGGGAGAGGAGGAUGCAAAUGCCAGUGGUUCGGCACGUGGACAUAGGAGGGUGCAGGGAACCCCCCACCCCAGGAGGGAAGGCAGCUCCUUUGAGCACCUCAACAGCUGCUCCCUGGAAGGCUUGGCUACAGGGCUUCCAUACCAUGCUUCUGGCCAGACUGGGAAGGAAGACUUGGAGGAGGUACCUUCAAGAGGCCCUGGUAGCAGUAGUGCUGGGGUCCCUGCCAGCCAGUUCCACGUCAAGUGUGUUUCCCAGAAAGAGCAGGAAAAUUCCUGUGUGAGUAAAAAGACUGGGAAACAAAUAGGGUCCCAAGAAGACCCGCAUCUGGUUUCUGAGCAAACCGUGGCUGUGACUUCUCAGCUGAAUAAGACUAAGGUGAUUCUCAGUGUUCUAAGACUGUGUGUUGUCAGGGGCCUGGAAGACACAGCAAUGCCUGUUGGUUUAAUCCCUGUCCUCACCUCCUCUCUUCUUUGCUCCAGUGCCUGAUAGAGGUUGUGGGGCCAGUAGCCUUGAAUGAGGGACAUUCCAUGGUGUCCCCCGUUUUGGCCCCACCAUGAAAAGACAGUGUUUGUGCUGAUGAUGACAUUUUCCAGGGCAGGCCAGAGGAAGGCAGCACUGGGACUGGCAGGCAGCCAGAACCCUCUUGGACAGAAAUGUAAUUAUUAAUAAUACCCUCUAGUGCAGGCAGCAAGCAAGAUGGCUGUCCAGGUCAGCACCAGCACAGCCUGGCAAUUAAGUGUGGCCGUGGGCAGGAAGCAGUUCCUGAGGGAAGUAGGAGUGGCCUGGAGACCCUGGGAACUGUGUAGUCCCUCAACAACGCAGCCCUGUGCCCCCCGGGUUAAAUCUGCAUUCUCCACAUCCCCUUGGCUCAACUCUCUGUAUUAAUAAUAUUAAUAUCCAUGAGUACAGAGAUGUGUGUAUGUGUGUGUGUGUGUGUGUGUGUGUGUGUGCACAUACACACAUGCACACACACAGGCAUACACAUUCUGCUUGAUGAACUUAAGGGAACUGUUAGUGUUGCCUCAGGAUAGUAGAUCCAGGAGCUGCCCCAGAACACCAAUCUGUGCAUGUAGUCUUUAGCAGCCCAGAGGCUCAAGAGCCCAGCCCCUACAUGGCCAAAGAGGUCGUGGUGAAGGAGGCCUUUGUGCUUAGAAAGCCUUGGGGCCCACCAACUUUCUCCAUCUGUCUCCAGCUCACCUCUGCUCCUUUGGGAGAAGUGUUUAGUAGUAGAUGAGGAGUUGUAAAAAAAAGUCUCAAUUCUGCUGUCAAAGGGAUGCAAAGACUAUGGCUAGCAUGGGGGUUGGGGUUUAUAUUGACCUUACCCUUUCAUGUUUAUUGCUCACUGAGAUUUUUGUUUUCUUCUCCUGCAUUUCCCUUCCCUAUGGUUUUUUCCUUCCUUCCCUCCUGCCACGCAGAAUGCUGAAGAGCAGGGUGGAACAAAGCAGCAUAAUCCAAGAAGAAAAUGGAGCUGUAUACCUUUUUGACAUGUAGUUGUAGAAGUCUAAGUUAGGGAUCACAAAAAAGCAAAUGAAACAUUGCUAGAUAAUGUGUGAGUGAGCACAUGAAAAUAUAGACCAUUUGUCUCAGCAGAGGAGGUGGGGAACAGCAGGGCGAGACAGGCAGGGAGUCCUGGGGAACCAGUGUGCCCCAUCCGUGUGGCACUGGGGAGGCAGGCUGGUCAUGCUUGCAUAAGAAAUGAUGAGUGCUUAUGAAUCAUUUGUGCCCCUCUGGCAAGGAAAAGGGUAUCCACCACUUAUCUGCUAUGUGUCCACCCUGGGUGUUUUUUCUCUGAAAGCAAAUGGGCACAUCUCUUGCUUGCCAAGAGUGAUUGCUGCAUAGACUGGCUAAAACACUUGGCAGCGUCUUGAUUAUGUGUAAAGAAAUGCUCUAGGUACUACAGGGGCUAGAAAAACAGAUUACAUGCAGGCCCAGCCUACAGGUUGCUUUUUAGCUGUACAAGUAAAUUCUCCCUCGGAAUCCUGAUCAUAUGUCAAGUAUCAUGCCUCAUGGGAAGGUGUAUGUGUAUAUCUGAGUCUCUUUUUUUCAAUGUAUAUUUAUCACUGGGAAACUAGCAGGUUAUUUCCAUCCUUCGAAGGCUGGGGAGAAGGACACAGGUAUCCUCAGCCUAACUGCUUUUACCUGUUCCUCUAAAUGCUGGCUGUCCUUGGAAGAACAACCUUCACCUGAGAGGCAGUGACAUGAUGAAGGGAUCUAGUUGGACUGUGUUGAGCAGGAGGGAACCUGAGGCUGGCUCUGGAUGCUGCUCUCCAGUUCUUGGGGGUGGGGUGGUGGAGAAGUGCAAUCAAUAGGGCCUGAUCGGUGGUAGAAAGUGACCCAUGAUAGUGACACAUGAUAGUCUUGUCUAGGUCCUGCUGGAGAAGCAGAGUGAGGGGGCAGGAGCCUAGUACAGGGAUUAGAUGGACUCCCACGGGGACUCCAGGAAGGUAGGCUCAGUGUCCAGGAGCAUGUUCCCAUAUGAGGUGUGUGUGCGUGUGUGUGUGUGUGUGUGUGUGUGUGUGUGUGAAUCCAAUGUCAGCGGUGUUUUCAGUAAUCCACCUCUGCCUGCCUUUAUGCUUCCUUUGACUGCCAGUUGUCUGUAUUGAUAGCAUCGGGAAUAAACUAUUUGUUCCAUCGUUCCUUUUCUCUGCACUUGUCAGAUACUGACUUUCAGCUAUUCCCUGAAGAAGCUACACAGGGCUGGCUUUCAAGUGAAAUGCUUGGUUUGGGGAAGGCAUGCAUCUUCCAUGUGGAGAGAUCAGCUCAGAGCUUGUCUAAAGCAGCCCAUGACUCUGAGCAAGGGGGAUUUUGGUGACCUCUGUGGAGGUGACUCCAGGUAUGUAGACUCAAGGCUUGGCUAUGAGCCUGAUAUUAAAAAUGCUUGAGAUCUGGAAGUGUCUCCUGGGGUUUGGUCCACCUAUGCAUUGAAAAGCAUGUGAGGAAGAUUCUUUAGAACAAAAUUGGGUAUGAAUGGAGGAUUAUCCUUAUCUCUAUUGCUGGUGGAGAGGAGAGAGGAAGGCCAUCUGACUUGGCUUCUAUCCAGGCCAGACCAGCGGCACUGUCCCAAGCAGCCAGCCAGGGGAUCCUGGGCCCUCAGGCCUUCAGCUCUAUGAGGAGUGGAGCUGGAAGCCUGAGAACCCAGGGGUAGAGCUCUUAGAGGGUCCCCUCACCCCCUUCAUUUGCAUACCCAUCAGACCCCUUCCCAUUGUGAAGCUUGCCUGCUGGACCUUUAGGACAUGGAGACGUGAGGAACGACUGGCAUGCCUAUCCAUGUCACACAGCUGAUUCAAGAAAGAGCCAGAACCAAGUCCUCAACCAACUCUGCUCCACUUCCAAAUCUUAAGGCUCAUUUUCCAUAAUUCUUUUUGGUAGCCAAAAUGUGGCACAUUUUCAUCAGGAAGUUUUCUCUUUUAGUUGCCUAAGCACCUCUGUCUCCUCAGAGAGAGGCUGGUGUGGUGGCUUUGGCAAGGGCUGCCCUUGCUCAUGAACCAGGGCUCUUCUGGGUGGAACUGGACAAGAAGGGAGGCAGGGUAGGGGGAGGUGACUGUCCCACUGUCUUCUGAGGAAGCAUGGAUCUUUGCAGGCUCUUGCAGGGAAUGAAAGCUUUGGCUUUGGUCAGGCGUGAGGCAUGGGAAAAACACUUUAAUUUCCGUUGCUCUGUCUCAGCUGGUAAACCUACCCUGUUUGUCUCACAGUUUUAAGAAUUUACUGCUCUGAUGGAUCUGAGUUGCAAUUAGGGAAGGGCCUUGAAAUACUCUGUUGAUCUCUAAUCACUGGUCUGCAUGGUAUCUCUUGACCGGUAGAUAUGUCUGCCAGUGUGGGCACAAGACAAGAGGCUAUUCCAGCAUUGUAUCACCACCAUCCUCACAUGCUUUCUUGCCUUUACCCCAUGUUCCAAGUCCUUUGAAACUCAGUCAUAAAAGAAUGACCAACAGAGUUGGCCUGCAGCACUAGAAAUGUCUACGAAUGAGGGGCUUUCUUUCAUGCUCUUGAACAUUGACCCCACUGGACUUCAAUACCCAACACCACAUUGCCUCUUGCUGACUGAAUAAUGUGAGUUUUUGCCGAGCUGCUUGGCCUCGAUGUGCAACACUGAGGCCAGCCCAGCUUUCAUGAGGUUAGAGAAAGGACUGCGGCUUGGGGAAGUUGUGUGUAAUGGUCCGAGGACAGUAUUUCCAUUUGACUUCCUCUGCCUUCUCUAAAAAGCAACCACAGCAACAAGCAAACAAUCUGCCCACCCCUUACUUUGCUGGCUCUGCUCCUCUUUCAGGUGUGAUAUGAUUAUAGUCUCAGUCUCUAGGUGUGCGUGCGUGUGUGUGCUCUGCUCCUCUGUUUGCUAGGAAUGCUCAUUUCUCCCAGGUGUCAAUUCCUACUCUUUUUGUGGCUCCUAAUGUGAAAAGUGCUGUGAUGUAUCUGCCCUGUCUAAGGGAUGUGUCUAGAACUCUUGAUGUUUCAGUAUUGGAGAUGUGGCUGUGCCGCACCUCCCACCAUCCGAAAGGGACACGCUGGUGUAUUGUGAAUGUCUCCAGGAGAAUCUAUAGGUCGGAAAUAGCUCACGCCUGGAUGCCGGCUCACUGACCUAGGACUUGCCUGGAAGGAGAAGCAACUGCUCUUCAUUUAGAAGGCUGGCAGAAGGAUGCCCAUGAGCUGGACCCUCCUCCUUUCUGCCCUCUCUCCUGUCCUCACUGCAUUCUGGGAGAGGGGCCUUGGAGAAGUCAAGCUAAUGAGAUGCUGAUCACUGUGGGCAUCCAGAAAUUGUUAUUUUUGGAAACCCUGGAUAUUUUAGUCCCUUAGUGGGACCCUUGCACAUUCAUAAAGACUGAGUCACAAGCUCCCUGUCUCUUCCUUGCUGUGGUUAUUAUCUUGUUCUGUGAUUGGUUAGCAGUGUUAACUACCCAAGUAGCAAAUCUUUUGUCUGCAAUUUAGAGAAUGUGUAAACAAAUAAAAGGCUUUAAAACUCCUGGGAA
Molecule: messenger RNA, 10937 nt
Organism: Cavia porcellus (domestic guinea pig)
Lineage: Eukaryota; Metazoa; Chordata; Mammalia; Rodentia; Caviidae
Gene: Dpf3
Product: double PHD fingers 3
Exons: 11
Coding region: 40-1176 (378 amino acids)
Cellular component (GO): nucleus
Source: RefSeq, a predicted model, not a curated record